AUGAGUUGGUCCUCCGUGCGGGGUAAUGGCCGAUACAAUCCUCCAAUCGGCAACAACACGCCUCUGUCUCCAUCUCCUAGCCCGAAUCAUGGAGAACUGUUUCGAGAUCGAGGUAUUGAGUUGUCCGAAGCGGGCGACUAUGACGGGGCCAUUCCCAUGUACGACACUGCCCUGAGCUACGAACACUCAGACGUCACUACCCUCCUCUAUCGUUCCUUUGCUCACACUUUACGUCGGACGCCCGAUUUAGAGAAGGCAUUGCAAGAUGCUGAACAAGCCGUCCAGAUCGAUCAGACAAAGUGGAAGGCUUGGAAGCAAAAAGGCGAGAUACUUCGUAGUCAGGGAAAUAUUCCUGAGGCAAUAGGUGCCUUGACAAAAGCAGCAGAUCUUGCAAGUGGCUUAGAUCGUCUUGAACUGCAAAGACUACUACAAUCUGUGAAGCAUGUGUCGCCUGUGAAUCCUGCGUCGACCCAGCAAACGCCAUCUCCGCCAUCGCCACCAGAGGGUUCAGGGACAGGUCCUCCUCCUAGCACGUCGACAACCGCCCCAGACCGUACAACAACUUCUCAGCCUCAGCAAGCAGCUCCAAACAAUACAUCAAAUCAUGUCUCGACUCAACCUAAUGCCAGCAAGCCUCCAAGCCGCACUCAGAACGUCAACCAAUUUGGAAAUCAAAAUAGACAACCUUCUACCGCUCGAUCCCAGUCCUUGCAGAACAUUAAUUCAGUCUCUGACCCUCAGUCUCCGACCCCGCAAAUCAGUACACAAGCAAAUACUGAACCAGCUCCGCUGCAGCAAUCUAACCAGCCACAGGUGACGAGAAACUUCAACGUGGAAACUGUCAAUCAGUCUACAACGCCCACCGUACUUCCAUUCAGUGGGGAGGAUUUGAUCAAUUCAGCCCAGCCCAAUGAACCCCCUCCUAGCUACUCUCAGGGCACGUCAAUAUCCAUUACCGAGGCCAACAGACGAUCAACUGAGCUAAAUCUUGCCCUCGCAGCGCAGAAUAAAGGCUGCAUCGGUAUCAGACCUUACACAACGUCCGAUGGUAUCGAUGUCGUCCAGCUGAUCUACGAAGGCAUGACCCAGGCUGAGCUCACCACACGUGAAAUUGGGAAGCCCAUUUUCCUUCAUGAUAAAUUCAAGUCAAUGGUGGUCUCAAGUUACAACAUACCUGGGACCAAUUGGCUCGACCUAGACCCUGAAAGCUCGGAACACUACGAAGGAAAGCUAGGUGGUACUGUCGCCAUCCAGGGGUAUUCAGAGGAGUACAGGACCUACCAGUUGAUCAAACGGCCUCUCGUCAAAUUGGCCCUGGAGGCGAGCUCGGGCUUCAAAGAAGUCGAUCUAGAGAAGAUCGUCACUCACGCGCGGCUGAUCCAGUCGCUACCGACCACGGAAAAUGAUGAGGCUCUCAAGAAACUGUUGAACUUAUCAAGCACCGAGUCCCUCAAUCGAAGCCUAUAUGAUCAUCCCACGCGCUUCCUAGACUUCUCUAAAUCCCGCACCCUGACCCAGCACGUCUUGGGCACUGAAGAUCAGGAUAUCGGCUGCAAAAGCUUUCUUUUCCAGAUCGUGAUCGGCGCAGAGCUCCUAAUUCGAAUGCGUAAGCAACCUGUCAAUAUUAGUUAUCAAGGUAUUGUGACAGACAACAUUUCCGCGUUGUUGGUGGCUAGCGCCGCCUGGAUGAAGUCUGUGACGAUUACAGGUCCCAGACAACAAGGACUGCGGUACUUAUUCGCUGCUCAAGAACACCGCCGCAAUUCUGAAGCAUUGAUACGAUUCGCCGAGUGUAUGCAAUGGCCAUACAUGGACGAAGCACGGAACUACAUGGAGGACGCUUAUAUCAAUCUUGGGUCUGCAAAAGAGGCCAUCAGUUUAGACAUCUGCGACUGGCUCUAUGGACUGAUUCUGCCCGGAAAAUUCUUCCGCCACCGCAUAUUGUGCUGUUUGGUUUUCGCUUCCUGUUCCUCCCGGGCCCUCAAGGGCGCCCCUUUCUAUGAUAAUGGCCUGAUCGUGGCCGAUAAAAGCUACUGGCCCAAGAUUACGGUUCUUGGUCGCGUCCUCGGAGGCUUUCAUAGCUGUAAGUCAAUUUGUGGCUGGGUGGGUCCUUUGCCUAAGCCUGCGGGCAACGUGUCAGGCUGGGUCCGCCUGAUAAGCCGUUCUGUGGAUGUCCCCGUUCCUGUCAGCAGGAAGAAUGAUAUCCUGGUCACGUUUGGCUUUGAUCCUAACUCCGAGGAUUCGUCCAAUAUCGUGGAGAGUAUUACCAAUGUCAAUAAUUGGGCCGCUGCAGAUCCUCCGAGUAUUCCUCCAAACGAUUCGAGUCAAAGUGUCCUUAAAUCCAUCGAGCUGGCUUUGAAUGCACCUGGACCAGAUAGCCCAUUAGUCGACACAGAUUUGCCUCAGGAGCAGUAUCGUGCAUCUCUAAAAUUCCUCGUUAAUGGGGUCAGCGUCACAUAUACCUUGUAUUCAAACCCUAUUUUUGUAUCGGCGCCUCCGUGCGUAGGCACGCAUCCACUGCACAAGAGAACUGCACAGAAAUACCACCAAAAUACGGUCCGAGUACCCGAUCUAAAAAACCAUUAUCCCAUUCCCAACGAACUUUUGGUCAUCAAUGCUUUGGGGAAGAACGAGGAGACGGGUGUUGUUAUGCUUGCGCUACGGCAUUGGCAUCAUGUAAAAAGGGAUUAA
Messenger RNA from Bacidia gigantensis, 2691 nucleotides. RefSeq lists its product as uncharacterized. Gene Ontology annotation, molecular function: protein binding. NCBI's taxonomy places the organism in Eukaryota, Fungi, Ascomycota, Lecanoromycetes, Lecanorales, Ramalinaceae. The transcript is spliced from 6 exons. The record is from RefSeq and is a predicted model, not a curated record. Bases 1 to 2691 code for a protein of 896 amino acids.